AUGAGGAGGUUGGGUUGUGAUCCCAUCGUUUUUGUGGUGCCAGAAACAAGGGGGGUGCCAGGAAGUGGGUAUGUUGACUUACCCGUACGAGGUGACCUGACCUCUCUAGAGAUCCUCCGCCAGGAAAGCAAAGCAGCAGACAUCGUGAUCCACCUAGCCACGGCUUAUGUAUUCGGUGGCGAGCCCUACGAGACUUUCAGACCCAUAGACACCGCAGCCGUCGACGCCAUCGCCGAUGCUCUGGCAGGCACCGACAAGCCCCUCGUCGUUACGUCCGGUACUCUCUGCGUCGCGGCAGACCCUACCGGAGCAGAGACUACCGAGGCAUCGCCGGCGGACCCGGCACCCAUCAACACCCGUAUCUUGACCGAACUGCACUCGCUGGACCUCGAAAAGAGAGGGGUUCGCGUCAUGUCGGUCCGGCUGGCGCCCUAUGUCUACGGCCGGGGCGGCAGCGGUGUAGCGCAGUUCAUGAGUAUCGCAGCGCAGACUGGCGGGGUGACGAUUGUCGACGGUGGGAAGAACCGGACUACAAAUGUGCACGUUGACGAUGCGGCGAGACUCUUUCUCCUAGCCGCUGAGAAGGGACUAGCAGGAGAGAUUUAUAACGCGAGUUCGGCGACAGAUGUGACCUCCUUCCAGAUCUCUGAGGCUAUUGCUGCUGCUGUUCAUGUUUCACUGAGGAAUAUCAGCCUAGAGGUUGCACAGGCGCAGCUGGGGCAAACUAUCUCCUUCUUCCUGUCUACAGAGAAUAGGGCGUCUGGUGCAAAGGCCAGAAAAGAGCUGGGCUGGGAUCCCCGAGGUCUGGGCAUCUUGGAGGACAUCAGCAAGGGUUCGUACGUGGAAGUUGCCAAGGCCUUCGAGAAGUAG
Messenger RNA from Colletotrichum tamarilloi, 870 nucleotides. RefSeq lists its product as uncharacterized. NCBI's taxonomy places the organism in Eukaryota, Fungi, Ascomycota, Sordariomycetes, Glomerellales, Glomerellaceae. Bases 1 to 870 code for a protein of 289 amino acids. The record is from RefSeq and is a predicted model, not a curated record. The transcript has a single exon.